AUGCCUCAGAUUGGCCUUGAUGUGCAUGCAACUAUCCUCGCGACUAAUUCACGGACGGUCAUCACUCGGACUUUUGUCAACCCAUCUUCGACAGAGGCCAUCCUCGAAGUCUUCUAUUCAUUCCCACUCUACGAAAACCCCAGUAUCGUUGGCUUGAAUUGUCACGUGGGUGAUAGAGUGGUGAAAGGCGUGGUGGGAUCAAAGGAGAAGGCAAAUCAUAUCUACCAGGAAGCAAAGUCCAAGGGUAAGACCGCUGCUAUUCUCGAUCAAUCACAAAAUGCAGCAGAUGUUUUCUCGACACGCCUGGGAAAUGUGCUUGCUGGCGAGACUGUUGAUGGAAUUCGAUACAUGGUUCCUGUUAGCAUCGCACCCCGUUAUGGGGCUGGGACCGGCGAGCCUGAUCCGCCCGGAGGUGUCCUGCUGAAGACAGAGAUCAGGGUGGACAUUAUCGUGGAAAGGUCGACCUUUGAAUCCUGCUACGCAGCAGUCAAGCUUCGCGAGAAUGUAACCAUCCGCGAGGACUUCGUCCUCACUCAAGCACUCAUGAUAACCCUGGUACCCAAGUUCAGCCUACCGUCAGACGCGUCCGAGAUCGUCUUUUUCAUCGAUCGGAGUGGAAGUAUGAGUGGGAAGAUUCCCACUUCCCGGUCCGUCUCAGAGCUGUUCCUCAAAUCAGUGCCGCUCGGCGUGCCUUUCAACAUUGUCUCCUUCGGAUCUUCCCACAAAUCCCUGUGGCCUCGUAGGAAGGUGAGCAGCGAGGAGAGCCUGGCGAAAGCUGUCAGACAUACAAGAAAAAUCAACGCCGACAUGGGCGUCACAGAGAUCCUGGGAGCUCUCCAGGCAGCUGUGAAGAAUCGCUACAAGGACAAGGUUCUCGAGGCACUGGUCCUCACCGACGGAGAUAUCUGGGACCAAAGCACAAUCUUCGACUUUGUCAACAAAGAGAACCAGGAAAAUUCAACGCGUUUUUCUACCCUUGGCAUUGGCAACAGCGUCUUGCAUGCUCUCGUAAACGGCAUUUCUCGAGCAGGCAAAGGGUUCUCCCAGACAGUCAUCAAGAACGAAGAUCUGAACAAAACGGUCAUCCGCAUGUUGAAGGGCGCCCUCAUGCCCCGGCUGUCCAAAAGCAGGCUGGACAUGAAGAUACCCGGGCUUGAUGAGGAAUAUGUGAAUGCAGAGCCUGCCGCAGAACCGAUCUCGUUCUCCAACCAAGAGCACAAAGAAAAGAAAGACGUUGUCGAUCUGCGCCAACCACUUCCAAACUCUCAAUUACCCACAUCUUGCAAGCGCCUACCGAUCUUCCGGCUUUAUUCCCCUUCAUCGGCUUCCAAUUUCUAUGUCCUCUUCUCACAUGAUUCGACAUCUUUCCGCGAAGCGAUCACGCUUCGUGCCGAAAGCAAACAUGGACCCGUGGAGCUUGAAAUUCCCAUCCAGGGCAUCGGCAAGGGCGAGACGCUUCAUCAACUCGCCACUUAA
Molecule: messenger RNA, 1476 nt
Organism: Penicillium maclennaniae
Lineage: Eukaryota; Fungi; Ascomycota; Eurotiomycetes; Eurotiales; Aspergillaceae
Product: VIT and vWA domain-containing protein
Exons: 5
Coding region: 1-1476 (491 amino acids)
Source: RefSeq, a predicted model, not a curated record